Messenger RNA from Macrosiphum euphorbiae (potato aphid), 3234 nucleotides. The record is from the annotation of a GenBank genome assembly. NCBI's taxonomy places the organism in Eukaryota, Metazoa, Arthropoda, Insecta, Hemiptera, Aphididae.
AUGGCGAUUCACAUAUUCCUAGUGUUUAUUCUCUACUUUUGCUGCGUCGAUGGCGAAUACAACGAACCAGGACCUAAGUAUAGGUGUCCGAAAAUAGGCAGUUUGCCUGAACUGGCUUUGCACCCCUGUCGUUGCUUGGCAGAUUCCGAUAACGGAUUAGCGAUACACUGCGAGAACAGCAACUUGGCCUCACUCUCCGUCGGUCUUUCCAACGUAGCAUCACUUGGUGACGUAGUCGUGGACAAUUUGACUAUAUCAUCGUGCAACAUUGGUCGUUUAUUUGGAGACAUAUUUUACUCGACUCCUGUAAACAGGCUGAUCAUACAAGAUACGCCAUUAAUAUUACUGGACGACGAUUUAUUUUUUGGAAUUAAUCACACACUUUCCGAAUUACACAUUGUGAACUCUAAAUUGGCUGAAUUUCCUUCUGGUUCAUUGAAAAUAUUGAGCAAUUUAAAAGUACUGAACCUGGACAAGCAUUCAAUAUUUAAUAUACCAACCAACGCGUUUACUUCUAGUCAAUUGCCGACCCGUUUGGAAAAAUUAUACAUAACAAAUGGAAAAUUAACGUCUCUGUCUCCCGACUCAUUAAGUCCCUGUAAAAAGUUAAAAUACCUCGAUCUUCAAGGCAAUGAAUUGGGAACGCUACAAAAGAAUCAGUUCAAAGGGUUGAGAGACUUAGAAACAUUGGAUAUAUCUAGCAAUAAUAUUACUAAAAUCGACUCUUCCCAUUUUGGUGACUUAACGAAGCUUGUGUCAAUUAACUUGGCUAAUAAUUCAUUACCAUCUGUAACAAGAGGAGCAUUUGCAAGAAAUACAUUACUACGGACUUUAAACUUGAGUCGCAACAAACUGACAAGAUUAGACUCUGAGUUAUUUCGUGGUAUGCGUUUUCUUCGAAGAUUAUAUCUUAGUGACAAUGAAAUUUCUCAAGUCGAUCGAGGAACAUUUGCGUCGAUGACAAGAAUAGGUACCAUCGAUUUGGCUAGAAAUCGUAUGAAAAUUAUCGACUAUCAAAUGUUUUCUGGACAAAAUUAUGUUGAAAUCAUCGAUGUAUCUGAAAACCAAAUAACAAAAGUUGAAAAACUGUCGUUCAAAAAUCUUUAUUUGGUUCACAUAAAUUUGUCGAAAAACAAUAUAUCGGAAAUCGAUAGCGGAGCUUUCGAAAAUUGUGCCAACAUUACGAUGUUAGACAUGUCGUACAAUUCAAUAGCAAAUAUACCCAGCACAGCGUUUGAUAAUAAUACAUAUGCUACAGUAUGGCAAUUGUCUUACAACAACUUGACGGAUAUGUCCCAGGUACCAGUUACCAACAUGGCGGGCAUCAAAAUCUUGAACGUGACACACAACAACAUUAAGUCGAUACCAAAAGGAACAUUUCCAAAGCUCUACGAGCUACAUACAUUGGACUUCAGCCACAACCGUAUAAAAUCUAUAAGUCCCUCCGUGUUCCAGUCUCUUCUCAGUUUGCGGUCCGUCAACCUCAGCCACAAUGCGUUGGAAGACUUGAAGUCUACGACAUUUGGCACUCUACCAACUGUACUCGAACUGUAUUUGAAUAAGAAUUCCAUAAAAAAAAUUAAUGCUGCGACGUUUGUUAAAAUGUCAUCGUUGAGCCACUUGGAUUUGAGGUAUAACAAUAUCACGCAAAUACCGACCAUACCAAUAUCAUUGUCAAGUCUGGCGGUAAGCCAUAAUAAGAUCAAAGAUAUUGGACCCGACCGAGCUUGGCCAUCGAUGAAUGCACUCCUCUCGCUGGAUUUGAGUAACAACUUGUUAGGCGAUAGUUUGGACAGUGGAUCGUUUUCGAAACUAUUGUCUUUGCAAAGCCUAAUUUUGGAUUAUAAUUCCAUCACAAUACCACCUGCUCAAGCAGUGAGCCCACUAGUUUCAACAAGACAUCUGUCAUUAAGAGGUAACAGUAUCACACAUCUCAGUUCUAAGGCUUUUGGAAUAUUGCCCGUAGUGUUUUAUCUGGAUCUGUCACAAAAUAAUAUCACUCAAGUAGAAUCUCAAGCUUUUGAAGGGCUAUUACAAUUGCAAUUAUUGAAUCUGACUGAAAACAGUUUAACUGAAAUACCCAAUGGUGCAUUUAAAGGUUUGGUGUCAUUGACAACUUUGGAUGUGUCAUAUAAUCAACUCAAUUCUUUGGACAACAAAACGAAUAGUUUAUUGGAUGACUGUCUUUCUCUUAAAUAUUUGAAUUUAAGUCAUAAUCAAUUUUCAUUUUUCACCAAAAAAUCAUUUCCAAACCAUAUGUACACUCCCAGUUACUUAGAAUCAAUUGAUAUGAGCUAUAACGAAAUACCAAUAAUAACACAUGAUAUUACGGUUGGAACGCACAAAGUUAAAUAUCUUAACUUAAGUCAUAACUCUAUCGAUGAGAUUCGGCCAGGUGUACUCGGAAACUUAACAUCGUUAAACGUAUUGGAUUUAUCAUUCAAUAAUUUGGAAACAAUGAAAAAAGUUGGCAAUAUGCCUAAAAAUAUGUCUGUAUUGUUGAUGUCCAACAAUAAAUUAACAAAACUUUCAAAAGAAAUCAUAAACUUUGUCCCAAAAUUAAAAAACUUUAAUGUAGAGAAUAACUUAUUUAAUAAUUUUCCGCCUGAAUUGGCUAAAAUUGUAAAUAAAGGAUCUUCAAUUUCAUUUAAAGGCAAUCCCAUUGAAUGCGAUUGUACAUUGAUUCCCAUCAAAAGAAUGCUGAACUCCAAACUUAAUCCAGAUCCACAAUGGGAAAAUAUAACAUGUGUGCAAUUAUUAACAUCAGAAGUGUCUUAUGUGGCAGAUUUAGGCGAGAGUGAAUUGAUUUGUGAUAUUCCUAUAAAAGACGAAGAUGAUACAUUUGUCGUAACACCAGAUGUAAAGUUUAGGCAGAUAAAAAGGACUGGAAGUAGUUACAUAAAAAUUGACUGGUUUGUGCUUCAAAACAAAGAAGACAUUGCUGAUUUUGUAAUAUUCACUGGUGGUAAUAAAUUAGAAGAAAGGAGUUCUUCUAGAUUAGUUCCUUAUAAUUUACGAUCUCAAACUAUUAAAGCAGCUUUCAUUAAAGAUUCAACAAAUUUGUGUAUAAUACCAAAAGAUAGUUUUGGUAAUGAGAGACAAAUGAAAAAAGGACAGUGUAUGGAUAUCGGGGAAUUAGGUCCAUUAGCUCUAAACAAUGCAAAUCAGAAUUUUAAAAAUAUGUUUCUGUUUUAUUCAGUGUUAAUAUUAUCAAUCGUAAAAAUUAUCGCGUAA